Molecule: messenger RNA, 3097 nt
Organism: Tachysurus vachellii
Lineage: Eukaryota; Metazoa; Chordata; Actinopteri; Siluriformes; Bagridae
Gene: arb2a
Product: ARB2 cotranscriptional regulator A
Exons: 11
Coding region: 117-1484 (455 amino acids)
Biological process (GO): regulatory ncRNA-mediated heterochromatin formation
Cellular component (GO): nucleus
Molecular function (GO): siRNA binding
Source: RefSeq, a predicted model, not a curated record
UCACAGUGGAGGCGUUACUUCCGGUUUGGAAUAACAAGGAAGCAGAGGAUGUUUGAAAGCUCAGCAGUGCUUGUUACAUGCCUACACUGCUGUGAGCUGCCUGAAGCAGAAGGUCCAUGCUUGUCAAGCCUGACUUUUGUCUUUUUUAUUUGGUGUGGAUAACUAUGGCUCAGCUCUCAGCACAAGAAGAAAAGGAAAAUGCUUCACUCAAAGAUUUGUUAUCCAGGAUUGACUUAGACGAGCUGAUGAAGAAAGACGAACCUGCGCUCAUCUUCCCCAAAACUUUGGAAGAGUUUGAAUAUGCUUUUAAUGAGCAUGGCCAGCUACGACACACAAAAACCGGAGAGCCGUUCGUCUUCAACUAUAAGGAGAGGAUGCACAGGUGGAACCAGAAAAGAUACGAGGCACUGGGAGAGAUCAUCACGCAGUAUAUUUAUGAGCUCUUGGAGAAGGACUGCAAGCUGAGGAAAGAGAUGCUCCCAGUGGACGCAACAGAAAGCGAACCGAAGAGCUUCAUUUACAUGAGCGAGGACGCGCUGACGAACCAGGACAAGCUGCUGGUGCUGAUCCAGGGCAGCGGCGUGGUGCGAGCAGGUCAGUGGGCACGACGCCUCAUCGUCAACCAGGACCUGGACAGUGGCACGCAGAUCCCUUUCAUCAACAAGGCCAUGCAGGAGGGCUACGGCGUGAUCGUGCUGAACCCCAACGAGAAUGCUCUGGAGGUGGAGAGGGUCAGGGAUCCGUCUGCUGAUGCGUGGGACGAACCGGCAGAGAAACGCGAGCGCAAGGAAGAGUGCGAGGGAAAGCAAAAGAAAGACGGGCAUGAGAAGUACCGCAACCCACAGAAGGAGCGCGAGACCAAGCGCAUCCUGAUCCGGGAUAACAGUUCACCCGAGGAGCACACACUCUAUGUGUGGGACCAUUUCAUUUCCAGAUCGCACGCCAAAAACAUCUUCGUGGUUGCUCACAGCUAUGGAGGCCUGUCUUUUGUGGAGCUGAUGAUCCAAAGAGAAGAUGAGGUGAUGUCACGUGUAAGUGCAGUGGCUAUGACUGACUCGGUUCAUAACGUGUGGCACCAAGAAGCCAGCAGAUCCACCAGGGAGUGGCUGAAAGAGCGAUGCUGUAACUGGGUGUCGAGUCCUGAGCCGUUGGACACCCCAGUGGACUCAUUGCUCCCUGACUGUCGUCGCCGCUCAGCAGGCACUGAGAGGCAUGAGCUGACAUCAUGGAGUAGCUUCAAGUCCAUCUUCCGAUUCUUCAACGAACAUCUCCAGGCACAAAUGGAAGAGGGCAGAGUGGAGGAGCAGAAGGAGGAGCAGAAGGAGGAGCAGAAGGAGGAGCAGAAGGAAGAGCAGAAGGAGGAGCAGAAGGAGGAGCAAAAAGAAGAUCUGACAGAGGAGCCUAAAGAGGAGCAGAAGGAGGAAGAGGAAGAUGGCUCUACGACACUGACUACACAAAAACAUGCCAAACAUGAGGAUUUAUAGAAUACAGGAAUAGCAUCAGACCUUCUUGGCCAGGUUGCGCUCUAUUGAAUAGUUUUGCUUUUAAUGCUUUGAAAAUAUAGACCUAGGGCUGAAACCUCCUUCUAUGCUGUCCAAAGCCGUAGAGUUGGGAGCCGACAUGUAUAAAUCAGAAUAGCAUUUCUGCAUUACACAAUUAUCAAAGCAAUAUAUACUGCUUGUGCCUCCCCCUGGGCUACUGUGUGGGUUUGGUUGCCAUAUUAAGGCUGUCAGGUGACACUGCACAGUACCGUUAAGUGCCCUGACAUCACUCUAAACUCACCUAAUGUGCACACACAGGUUUAACCCACAGGUCAUUUAGCCCACUUUAACGUUGAACAGUUUUUUUUUUAUUCAGUUUUACCCACUUUUACAUUGAUAAGGGUCUUGAAAGUCAUAAGAAAUUUUCAUCCUUUUCAUUUUACAUCAAGGAUAUUAGCACUACAUUAAAGGAACUUAUUUUGCAUAUGUAAUAUGCAUAUGCUUUUGGAAGUAUACCUUUAGACUCAAGGUUUUACCUCACCAUUACAUUCAUACCCACAUCAUAAAGAUUAAACCUACAAAAGUAUUUUUAACUAAACUUAAAACGACAUAUUAAGAAUGAUUUUAGCCAUAUAUUCUCCAUUUCUAUGUUUAAAGACAUUUUGGAAUUUAUGACCUUAAAAUGAGGGUUACUGAUUUCUAAAUCAUAAAAUUAGUUUGCCUUUCAAAAUGUCACAUGCUAUUUUUCAUGUACGCCAGUUAAGUCUCACAAUUUAAUAUCACACUGACAUCCGCUGCUUUUGCUAAAGCACAUAAUGUCACUUUCUUAGCAUAAACAAAAGACAAAUAGAACAAUGUGGUAUUAGUCAAGGCUUAAGCUGUCGCUCAGACAUGACAGCACGUCACCCUGCUUUAACUGAACCUUUUUGUAGAUGGACUAUUUGAAUAUUUGUAAGCAUAAUUUGCAUAUUUUAACAAAUUUGACCAAAUGAUCAUCUUUUAGUCAAAAUUAGUGUGAUGUGGAGAAAUAUUGAGAAAUGCACUAAAUCUAUCAACAUUAAACUGCUUUUAGUUUUGUCAACAGCAUUAUUAGUUUAGAAUUAAAUUGUAAGUAGUUGUGUAUUGCAGCGAGACCGGAAAGUAAAAGCUUUGGAAUUUGCAUAUUGGUACAUUGAUUUAAAAAAAAAAAAAAAAAAACACCAAGAAGACACUACUCUUUUUUUAUUUUAUUUUAUUUUAUAAUACAUUCAACCAAGCUAUCACCCAAGACCUGCAAACUUAAACCAAAAUCAAAAUAUAUAUUUCAUAUGUAAGUCAUGAAUCAUCUUUUUAAUCUAUUAAUUUCUACCUUUUAUGAAGUCCUAUUUGCUGUCAAUAGACUCAUAUUUUAUUGCAAAAGUAGUUUGUUUUUAUUCAUCUUUUUUCCUGUGUUUGUAUUGUCUUUUUUUAAAUGACAAAAAUGAACAGGAGUAGUUUUCAAACUUUGACCCAAGUGUAAUUUAUGACCAUAAUUUUAGCCUAUUAUCUUUCAUAGAGACCUGGUCACUUUUACAAUUUAUUUUCGCUUUCUUUUCAUCCAAAUGCACACAAAUUAUUUUGCCUUAAAUAAACGCUUU